This is a messenger RNA of Chrysoperla carnea, 1080 nucleotides long. RefSeq lists its product as uncharacterized. Lineage: Eukaryota; Metazoa; Arthropoda; Insecta; Neuroptera; Chrysopidae. The record is from RefSeq and is a predicted model, not a curated record. The transcript has 3 exons. Bases 46 to 1080 code for a protein of 344 amino acids.
AUUGAGACAGACACAAAAUUUCAUCAUAAUCCAUCAAUAAAUUCUAUGAUGAAAACUGAAGAAAAAUAUCCACUAUUACUUGUCUAUUUAGAAGAUGAUAAAAAUAGUAAACGAUCAGAACGAAUUGCAGCUGGUGCAACGGCAGUCAUUACAAAGUGGCCAAAUGAUAUAACAGCAUCAUGUUGGUUGGGUCUACUGUUAGUUACUUUUACAAUAUUUCUAUUCUUUUUAAUGGCAUUAUCAUUAAAUAUUGAGCAACAUCAACAAAUAUUGUCAUCCCACAUCAUAAUUGCAAAACUCAAUGAUCAUGAUAAUUUACGAUGUUUAAAAACAAUCGAUGAUGAAAUAUCAAUCAGUGAUAGGAAUAUUUAUAUAACGCACACAUCAAAUAAAUGGACAGUUCGCGAGCAUAACACGUUAAUUUCAUUAUUAAGCCAUUAUCACGAUUUAAAUGUAACGUUAAUUGUUUUAAAAAACUGCAAUCCUUUAUCAAACUCGACAAAAAAUAUUGAAAAUAAAUUAACUCAUUUAUAUAAAGAAUAUCCUAACUUGAGAAUUAAAUAUUACAACUGUUUGGAUUAUUUCAAUAAAACUCCAUUAUCGAAAUGUUGGCAAAAUUUCAGUGAGCCAUUAAUAAAUUUUGUAACGCGAGUCUUAAAUUUAUUUGAAUAUUCUGGUAUGAGUUUUAAUUUAAAAACAAAAUUAAAUAAUAUUACCGAUAUCAAAUCUUCGAAAUUAAUAAAACGUAACACGAGUAAUAAUGAAAGAUCACGACGGUAUAUUAUUGAUAGAAAUGGUGUAAAUAAAACAAGUGAUCAUAAAAAUAUUAUAUUUCCAAAUAUUAAAAUGAUACCAAUGGAUGCGGUAACACUAGACUUGGAUGGUAGUUUUAUGGCAACACGAACAAUAUGCCAUUCAUUUUUUGAACAUAUUUUACAACAAUUAAAAUCACAUUGUCAUCAUAAUUUAAUUAGUGUCCAAAAAUUAAUCACGGAUUCAUUGCAUGUGUUUUGUAAUAAAAGUGUGAGUGAUGAUAGUGGGGGUAAUAUAACUAGUAUUAAAUAUUGUGAUAUUUAUUAA